AUGAGUUUUUUCUAUUCUUCAUUAUUCAAAUGGUAUCAUCAUCUCUUCCUCAUUCAUUUCUUGUUUUCUUAUCUUACUCACAUAAUUACACACAUCUUUUCUGUCUUUUUUCCUUCUCAGUUAUUUCUCACUUCCUCUUUCUCUCCUCUGUUGUAUUUCUUACUUCCUCUUUCUCCUGAUUCAUUUUGCACUUUCAUUCUCUCUACUACUCAUUCCUUACUUAUUUCCUCUCUUCAUUAUUCAUUUCUCACUUCCUCUCUGUCCUCCUCCUCAUUCAUUUCUCACUUCUUCACUGUCCUCCUCAUUUGUUUCUCACUUCGUCUCUGUCUUCCUCCUCAUUUGUUUCUCACUUCCUCACUCUCCUCCUCCUCAUUUGUUUCUCACUUCCUCACUCUCCUCCUCCUCAUUUGUUUCUCACUUCCUCACUCUCCUCCUCCUCAUUUGUUUCUCACUUCCUCACUGUCCUCCUCCUCAUUUGUUUCUCACUUCCUCACUCUCCUCCUCCUCAUUUGUUUCUCACUUCCUCACUGUCCUCCUCCUCACUUGUUUCUCACUUUCUCACUGUCCUCCUCUUCAUUAGUUUCUUGCUUCCUCACUCCCCUCAUCCUUAUUCGUUUCUCACUUCUUUUCGGUCCUCCUCAUUUGUUUCUUGUUUCUUCACUGUCCUCCUACUUUGUUUCUUGCUUCUUCUCUGUCCUCCUCCUCAUUUGUUUCUUACUUCCACUUUGUCCUCCUCCUCAUUGUUUUCCACUUUGUCCUCCUCCUCCAUUGGUUUCUUUCUUCUACUUUGUCUUCCUCCUCCUCAUCAUUUCUAUCUUUUCUUCUUCAUUUCUUUUUCCUCUCUCUCUCUUUCCUCUUCCUCUCAUCCUCUUAACUUCCUCCUUCCAUCUUUCUAUUCUCUUUAUUUCCUUUCUCUUCUUUCUUCCUCUGUCUUCAUUUCUCUCCCCUCUCUCUCUAUUUUAUUUCAUUUUUGCUUUCUCUCUCUUUCUGUUUCUUGCAUCCUUUUUCUCCUCCUCUUUCAUUUCUAACUUCCUCUCUUUUCCCCUCUCUCAGUUCUUGUUUCCAAAUCUCUCCUUCUUUCUCUUUCACAUGCACUCCUUCUUUCUCUUUCACAUGCACUCCUUUUCUCUUUCACAUGCUUUCCUUCUUUCUCUUUCACAUGCACUCCUUCUUUCUCUUUCACAUGCACUCCUUUUUCUUUUCACAUGCUCUCCUUCUUUCUCUUUCACAUGCACUCCUUUCUCUUUCACAUGCUUUUUUCUUUCUCUUUCACAUGCUUUCCUUCUUUCUCUUUCACAUGCUCUCCUUCUUUCUCUUUCACAUGCACUCCUUCUUUCUCUUUCACAUGCACUCCUUCUUUCUCUUUCACAUGCUCUCCUUCUUUCUCUUUCACAUGCACACCUUCAUUCUCUUUCACAUGCUCUCCUUCUUUCUCUUUCACAUGCUCUCCUUCUUUCUCUUUCACAUGCUCUCCUUCUUUUCUCUUUCCUUCCUUUCUUCUUUCUCUUUCACAUGCACUCCUUUCUCUUUCACAUGCUUUCCUUCUUUCUCUUUCACAUGCUCUCCUUCUUUCUCUUUCACAUGCACUCCUUCUUUCUCUUUCACAUGCACUCCUUCUUUCUCUUUCACAUGCACUCCUGCUUUCUCUUUCACAUGAUCUUCUUCUUUCACAUGAUCUCCUUCUUUCUCUUUCACAUGCUCUCCUUCUAUCUCUUUCACAUGCACUCCUUCUUUCUCUUUCACAUGCUUUCCUUCUUUCUCUUUCACAUGCUCUCCUUCUUUCUUUUCACAUGCACUCCUUUCUCUUUCACAUGCUCUCCUUCUUUCUCUUUCACAUGCUCUCCUUCUAUCUUUUCACAUGCACUCCUUCUUUCUCUUUCACAUGCACCCUUCUUUCUCUUUCACAUGCACUCCUUCUUUCUCUUUCACAUGCACUCCUUUUCUCUUUCACAUGCUUUCCUUCUUUCUCUUUCACAUGCACUCCUUCUUUCUCUUUCACAUGCUCUCCUUCUUUCUCUUUCACAUGCACCCCUUCUUUCUUUUCACAUGCACUCCUUUCUCUUCACAUGCUUUCCUUCUUUCUCUUUCACAUGCUCUCCUUCUUUCUCUUUCACAUGCUCUCCUUUCUCUUUCACAUGCACCCUUCUUUCUCUUUCACAUGCACUCCUUCUUUCUCUUUCACGUGCUCUCCUUCUUUCUCUUUCACAUGCACUCCUUCUUUCUCUUUCACAUGCUUCCUUCUUUCUCUUUCACGUGCUGCUCUCCUUCUUUCUCUUUCACAUGCACUCCUUUCUCUUUCACAUGCACUCCUUCUUUCUCUUUCACAUGCACUCCUUCUUUCUCUUUCACAUGCACUCCUUCUUUCUCUUUUCACAUGCACCCUUUCUCUUUCACAUGCUUUCCUUCUUUCUCUUUUCACAUGCUCUCCUUCUUUCUCUUUCACAUGCUCUCCUUCUUUCUCUUUCACAUGCACUCCUUCUUUCUCUUUCACAUGCUCUCCUUCUUUCUCUUUCACAUGCACUCCUUCUUUCUCUUUCACAUGCACUCCUUCUUUCUCUUUCACAUGCUCUCCUUCUUUCUCUUUCACAUGCACUCCAUUCUCUUUCAUGCUUUCCUUCUUUCUCUUUCACAUGCUCUCCUUCUUUCUCUCUUUCACAUGCUUUCCUUCUUUCUCUUUCACAUGCUCUCCUUCUUUCUCUUUCACAUGCACUCCUUCUUUCUCUUCACAUGCUCUCCUUCUUUCUCUUUCACAUGCACUCCUUUUCUCUUUUACAUGCUUUCCUUCUUUCUCUUUCACAUGCUCUCCUUCUUUCUCUUUCACAUGCUCUCUUUCUUUCUCUUUUUACAUGCUUUCCUUCUUUCUCUUUCACAUGCUCUCCUUCUUUCUCUUUCACAUGCUCUCCUUCUUUCUCUUUCACAUGCACUCCUUCUUUCUCUUUCACAUGCUCUCCUUCUUUCUCUUUCACAUGCUCUCCUUCUUUCUCUUUCACAUGCUCUCCUUCUUUCUCUUUCACAUGCACUCCUUCUUUCUCUUUCACAUGCUCUCCUUCUUUCUCUUUCACAUGCACUCCUUUCUCUUUCACAUGCUUUCCUUCUUUCUCUUUCACAUGCUCUCCUUCUUUCUCUUUCACAUGCUCUCCUUCUUUCUCUUUCACAUGCACUCCUUUCUCUUUCACAUGCUCUCCUUCUUUCUCUUUCACAUGCUCUCCUUCUUUCUCUUUCACAUGCUCUCCUUCUUUCUCUUUCUCUUUUGCUUUCCUUGAAACUUCUUAA
Acanthosepion pharaonis is the source of this 3273-nucleotide messenger RNA. The record is from the annotation of a GenBank genome assembly. Lineage: Eukaryota; Metazoa; Mollusca; Cephalopoda; Sepiida; Sepiidae.